AUGACGGAUGCAUAUGGCUGGGAAGAUCCACUGGUAGCGUCACGGCCAUUUCCAGUCGGUACCCAACAAUCAGAACUGGAUAUGCGCAAAGGACCAAUUACUGCUUUGCAGGGUGUCGGCGAUUGCAUGAUUUAUUCCGCAUCGGCCACAAGCAGGCCCGCGAUUUGCCUCAUUCCGGUAGUCCUGAUAAUUUUGAAAUUGCUUGAUGUGCGCUAUUUCUGGUAUGUACAAGCAGAUCCGCUUGAGCAGCUCAUUCAAGCCGCUUUAGUCACAUUUCGGUCAGUAUCAGAAAAGCUAGUGGAUAUGUGUCCCAUGUGCCGAAAACUUACGCCGGCAGCAAUUAGUGGUCGUUGGCAUAUCAGCUACAUGAGCAAAAAUCUCCUUAUCACGACCAUUAACGAUCUGAACAGAAUAAUCGAUCGGUUACAAACUAAUCAGCCGAUUUCGAUUGGAAAAUCACUUAGUAUACUUUUCGCCUCCAAACCCGAUUUUCGGUGCGCCGACAUUACAAGUUUGUUUCAUUUUUAUGAGUUUUUGCUAAGCAGCGCCACAGCGCUGCUAUAG
This is a messenger RNA of Gongylonema pulchrum, 564 nucleotides long. The record is from the annotation of a GenBank genome assembly. Lineage: Eukaryota; Metazoa; Nematoda; Chromadorea; Rhabditida; Gongylonematidae.